Molecule: messenger RNA, 2938 nt
Organism: Westerdykella ornata
Lineage: Eukaryota; Fungi; Ascomycota; Dothideomycetes; Pleosporales; Sporormiaceae
Product: secretory pathway Sec39
Exons: 2
Coding region: 68-2938 (956 amino acids)
Biological process (GO): retrograde vesicle-mediated transport, Golgi to endoplasmic reticulum
Source: RefSeq, a predicted model, not a curated record
AAUCGGUCGAAAUGCAAUUUCUGUCCAUUUUCCGGUAAUACUUCCAAUGCUCUGAGUGGGAGUUAGUAUGGAGAACGUAGAGGAGCUUUCGAAUCUCUCAACGCAUCAUUGCGUGCUCCUGGCUGCCCAAUAUGCCACAGAAUCCAACAUCAGCGCAUUGCGGACACUCACUGCAAUACGGAAAGACGACUUGGAGUUUGGUUUGAUACUACGGCUCCUCCUCGCCUUUCUUCCCGAAGCCCUAGAACCCUCACGAUACACCUUGUACCUCAGUGAGCUCGCUACAAACUCACGGACGUUCGAGGAUACCCCACUCGACCUCGCGGCCGUUCACGAGUUAUCGGAGACCCAGUCUAGGAAAAAAGCAAGGAAGCUGCAUGCGCUAUUACAACCUCUGGCGCAUCCAUUAUAUAAGUCCGAGACUGAACUCGACCCGUUUUCCCACUUCCUGAUCCAUCGUUCGCAUCGAAUCGACGCCGAAACGGGGCUUCUCGAAUUCGUCCCCCAACUGGUUGCCCCCUUCCUCCACCAUUCGACCUACCUCCGAACCUGGUUUGUCUCGACAGUUCUACCACUUCUCCGGUUGGGUUACGAAUACUACCCCCAGCAGCAGGCGCCGUCACUCGACACUUUUGCACAGUGGAAGGGGAAACAGGCAAUUGGGAGGUUGCUUUGGAAUCUGCGAUGGAAGCGGAAACCUGGAAGUGAUACAAGAGACGUCGGGAGGGACUUGCGAGGCAUAGUGGGGCCGUGGAUGUGCGGGAGCCAUGAUAGGAAAAGACGGGGUCUCGAUCCGUCAGAUCGUCGGCUGUCGAUGGACGCAAACAACCAGGAAGAGCCAGAUGACUGGGAAGCCCUAUUUGAAUGGCUAGUGCAUACAUCAAAGGAUGAAUUCAGCUUGACUUCAUCCGCUUUCACAAAGUGGGAUGGGCCGGACGAUAUUGACUUCGGUGGCUUUGACGAGGGCCAGAUCUACUUGGACGACGCUCGCCGGAGUGAACUGGAACGCAGAUAUGUACAAGCGGGUUUGGCUAGCAUCUAUAUCGUCAACGAUACCAGUCAGGAGACCAUACUCAAGGCUAACUCUGUUCUUGCACGGCUAUACAGCCUUCUCAGAAUGGACCCACACCAGCUGACCGUCGGUGUGGAAUCCUUGCCGAGAUAUGACUUUACCAGCCCAGUCUCUCAUGAAUCUCCGAGCAGUAUCCUCCAAGAAGGCAGCCUCCUUCAACCGGGGAAUCACAUCACACGGCCCGGAGAAGGUGCUGUCCGUUUGGCAGAGCACUUUAUAUUCUCGGCGCACUUGCUUUCGAACCUGCACUAUUCGCUGUCGGUGCGGGAGCUGGCUAGGAUGUAUCUAAGGAGCGGCCAGGCGGAACAGCUCCUGCUGGUACAGAAGCUCAUCCACAACCUUACCCGUAACGGAUCCAAGAUGGACGCCACACAGUGGAAGAAGAUUAGGACAACACUUCUCUGGCUGUGGGACUGGGGGACAACGAAUCGCAAAGGCGACCGUCAGGCACAAGGCAUUAUCGGUAGGAUCGAUAUUCAGGCUCUGGAGACGGAGAUCCUGAAGGCGUUUCUGGAAAACAGCGAAUUCCCCCUCGUGGUCCAGACCUAUCUGCAACCAGCACAAAGCCCUCUUCCUUUACCGGAUGUCGAAAAAAUCAUCCUAGGCGCUGCAAUGAACUACUACGACAAUGCUAGCAACGGCAAUCGAACCAGAGGAGGUAUGAAGCGGGCGUCGGAUCUGAUUGCGGCGAUGAAACCUCACUUUCCCAACUCUACGCGAUUUCAACGAGCCGAGGCUUUGCUAUCUGCAACGCACGCAAUGUCGUUCUACUCCCUCACACUGCAACAUGGCGUGCCAUUCCAACCUGUCAAUAUCCGCGUCAGUGCUGAUCCACUGUCACUUUUGCAAAGGCUGCUUUCACAGAAUCCGAGCAGCUACACCCAUCUGGACGACCUCAUCUUCAUCGGCCAGAACCUUGUCCUAUCGAAACCUUCCACACUCAUGGACGACACGGCGGACGAUACUGAAACGACUCCCUCCGCAGACCAGAAGAAGAAGGCCGCCACCGAGCGCCGAGUCAUCGCCAUGGCGAUCGAAUCCGCCCUCGACAACGACGACUUCGAAACCGCAUAUUCCUACGUGAUGAACCGUCUCUCUCCUCCAUCGAACUCGCCACUUGCAUCCCCGGUCCUUUCAAUUUCGUCCUACCGCUUCUCUUUCGGCUCUCACGACUCCGAUGACCACACUGGAGACGACGUAGACGACGUCUCCUGGCGCGCAGCUCUCCGUGCAGGUCGCUACCACCCCUCCCUCUCCAUCUCUGGGACAUGGUCCACUUCUUCCUCGUUAACAUCGCGACCGGACCUCCGCUGGCUAGAUCAGCGCAUGGACCUGCUCUCCCAGGCCCUCCUCCUUGCGCCACCAUCCCGCCUCGAACAAGUCCUCUCCGAGUGGCAACAAUGCGAGAAGGAAACGGAGGCUAUACUCGAGAAAGAAGCACAGGAGGAACAACGCUUCAACGACUUUGCGGAUCGCAGAUUACCCGGCGCUUUCGCGGGGGAGACGGUACCCGGCGUGCAGCCCCGACGCGAGGUCGGGAGGCGGGCCGUCGAGGAGGCGCCCAUGGGUCUGUUCGAUGUGGCGAGGGGAGCGGCGAAGGCGUUUUCCAAGACUGCGUUUCCGCUUCGAGGGAUAGCGGGGGGUGGUGCAGGUAAUCAUCAUAGGGCAGGAGGUGGUGCGAGUGACGGGAGGGUGUCGGUGGAUCUUUCAGAUUCGGGGGGUAUAGGGGGUGGGUCUACUGGGGGAGGAGGGGAGGGGAGGACCAGAAGGAGGGAUAUGGUUGCUAGUGCGGUGACGGGGGGGUUGGCGAGUGGGAUUGGGUGGGUGCUGGGUGCGACGCCAGUGCAGGAUCGGGAUCGAACGUAG